AUGCAUCCAACCCACAAUUACCGACACUCCCGUCGGUCUGCUUGUGAUCGUUGUCGCGGGCAGAAAUUGCGAUGCGAGCGCGAUCAUAUGAACGGCAUGUCUUGUGAGCGAUGCCUUAAGGCCCAAGAAAUAUGUAUCACAAGUAUAAACCAGCCUGCACCGGUCAUCCUACCCUCAAACCAUGGGCAGAGUCAAGUUGCCCGAGAUGACCGUGAGAGCCAAAGAUUCAAUCAAAGGCAUGAAUCGAUGUCUAUUCUUCACAAAUUAUCCGGCCCAAGAGUGAAGAAGUCAUUGCAUUCUCCAACCGCAAUCUCAGCAAGGCACAAUAUGAAAGAGCAUCACUACUGGGGAGGAGUAGCGUCAAUGCCAGUUUCUCCUGAAGGCAAUUUCCUUCCAUCCUCAGGGGACAUUGGGUUUAAUAUGCCCCUAGACUUUGGAAAAAUCAUGCCUCCUGUUGAGCCAUGGGGUCAUCAUCAGCCAAACUGGUCAAGCGAUGCGUAUAACUUGCCUCCCGAUUGGAUACCAUCGGAUCAACUAUAUCCUUACGAGACAAAUUCUUGUUUUCCCUCUAUUUUUACUAGUGAUGCUCCACCAGGCGCCAGUCAGGCUACUGAGGUGGCAAUCUCUCAGCAUUUUGAACCUAAGCAUCUCAACUACGGCGAAAACCAAUCCCUCUUUGCAGUAAAGGACCUGCCGGAUCCUGCGUGGGUAAAUCACACAACCCUUCCGACUACAAGCAAUCCUCUCCCAAUGAAAACAAGCCAUGAAGCUCUCUACUCUACGCAGGAUAUUCGCAGGAGUCUCUUGAGAUUGAAAAUGGGACUUCUUGAUGGUUUGGAGCUGUUCGAGACUGGAUCAAUGCCACUGGAAUCUUCAUCCCUUUUCUACGAAAAUUCUAAUUUGUCAAUUGAAACACUCGACCUUCCAAUAUAUCGCCUGCUUGAUCACUCGUCGUGGCUUUUGGCAAUUGUUCGCUCUUCGUGUGGUACACCGGAAGAGAGCUUGGAUGCUACACUUGCUCCACAACGAUCUGAAUCGGAGAACAGCGGAUAUGAAGACUCUUCGUUUAUCCUUCCGCGCACUGGUGACAAUAGCUUGGAUGAUGAUAUCACCACAGUAUCCCCACAUGAUUCUGGUUAUCAUACGGCGACGACAUCUCCGGAUCGAAUAAUGCCUCCCACAAUCCGGAAAUGCGAUAUAACGCUGUGGCUCGGCAUAUUGGAGGCACAUUGCUCAUUAGUUUGCAUAUAUCGCGCUGUUUUCAUGCGCUUGUACCAGCUCUUUCUCAUCAUUCCUCCUGUUGAUGCAGCGACAAUUCUGUUGUUGCCAAAAGUACGGUUCGGGGAGUUUCAUUUAGAUGGAAAUCUCAUUACUCAAGUUCAAUUAUUGGUUGAGUUUAGCGCAACAAUGAUGGGCAAACUUGACCGGGCACUUAAAUUGCGACCAAGUUCAGCUCAACCACAAAAGGAUCGAGGGUUUGAUCCAUCAGAAAUAGGCCACCAGAAGGAUUGGUCAACAUCGAUCCGCGACAUUGUCCUGGCACAAGAACAAGAUCCCUGUGAGAUGUCUCUGAUGCAAAUAAUGGAGUGUUUACGGCAGCUUGUUAAAGACCCAGUCAUUAUCUAA
This is a messenger RNA of Penicillium concentricum, 1626 nucleotides long. Its product is annotated as Zn(II)2Cys6 transcription factor domain-containing protein. The transcript has 2 exons. Gene Ontology annotation, molecular function: DNA-binding transcription factor activity, RNA polymerase II-specific; zinc ion binding. Bases 1 to 1626 code for a protein of 541 amino acids. Gene Ontology annotation, biological process: regulation of DNA-templated transcription. NCBI's taxonomy places the organism in Eukaryota, Fungi, Ascomycota, Eurotiomycetes, Eurotiales, Aspergillaceae. The record is from RefSeq and is a predicted model, not a curated record.